Molecule: messenger RNA, 1120 nt
Organism: Medicago truncatula (barrel medic)
Lineage: Eukaryota; Viridiplantae; Streptophyta; Magnoliopsida; Fabales; Fabaceae
Exons: 4
Coding region: 1-1071 (356 amino acids)
Source: RefSeq, a predicted model, not a curated record
AUGAAAACUCUCUUCAUACCGAAAGAAGAAACCCAUUUCUACGCCGAGUCUUGUUCAGUUUCUAGCGUUUUCCAUUGCUUCACACAGGUUAGGAAGAAGAAGAAGAAGAAGCAUAUUGAAGAGAUACGAAGGAGAAAAUUCUCUAUUGGCGGGAAACCAAACCCUUUGAUUGAAGAUCUUCAUCAAGCUGUUAAGAAUCUCUCUGCUGAACUUUAUACCACUGAUAUGCUCAUUUCCUCAUGGAGCUCAUUCAGGCACUAUCUUGUAUACUACCUAGAUCUGUUUGAUAAAAUUUUCAUCUUGAAUAUCAGGAUCAGGAAUAUUGUUAAGACUUUUAAGCAUACUGAUUGGUUUCCUUAUUUCUAUUCCACCAUUGCUUUACUUGUACAGAAUGCUGAAGAUAACCAAUAUCUUGUAAGAGUGAAUCCUACAUUGGAGUUCAUCAUAACUUCAACUGACAUAGCGGCUACUGGCGCUGCAGCCACGUUACUCAUUUUUAACAAUGAAAAGGGUUUCUCUCGCCAAAACAUCGAGUCAAUCUGCAGUGUUGGACAGUCAACAAAAAAAGGCAAUCGGAGUAGCGGUUACAUAGGCGAAAAAGGAAUUGGUUUCAAGAGUGUGUUUCUGGUUACUGCUCAGCCUUAUAUUUUUAGCAAUGGAUAUCAGAUAAGCUUCAAUGAGAAUCCUUGUCCACAAUGCAGUCUUGGGUAUAUAGUUCCUGAAUGGGUUGAGGAGAAGCCAACCCGCCUUCUUGACAUAAAGCAGAUAUAUGGUAAAGAUUCCCUUCCAACUACAACACUUGUCUUACCUCUGAAGGCGGACAAGAUAAAUUCUGUGAAACAGCAGCUCUCAAGCAUUCACCCAGAAAUUUUAUCGUUCCUUUCAAAGAUCAGAGACUUUUCUGUCAGAGAAGAUAAUGAGGACCCCAAAAUGGAAUCUGUAACUACUGUAUCUAUUUCAAGCGAGAUUAACUCUGCGGCAAAAAAAAACUUGAAUGCUGAGUCUUACACUAUCCAUUUAUCUGCGGGGGAAAAUGGUAAUGAUGAAAAAGUAUGCAGCUACUACAUGUGAAAGCAAAAGUUUCCUGUCAAGUUGGAAAAUGUGGUGGAAAGGAGAAUGG